This is a messenger RNA of Peromyscus eremicus (cactus mouse), 765 nucleotides long. RefSeq names its product solute carrier family 22 member 16 (gene Slc22a16). The record is from RefSeq and is a predicted model, not a curated record. Lineage: Eukaryota; Metazoa; Chordata; Mammalia; Rodentia; Cricetidae.
AUGGAGUCCUGCAACGUGGAACUGAUUUUUGAUCACGUGGGACACUUUGGCAGGUUCCAGAUAGUCCUGUAUCUCAUUUGUGCCUGCUAGAACAUCUCCUGUGGCAUCCAGUACCUGUCUUCUGCGUUCAUGACAAUUAUCCCUGAGCAUGCCUGCAAGCCCCCAGGCAAAGUUCGGAAGGCUGUGUCCCACAAUUUAUCUGCUUGGAGGUUGGAGGACAUAACGGCCCUGAGGUACCCAGAUCAGAAAGACCACGUUACAGCGGAGCUGCAGGAUGGGGAGAUCUGGAGUCACAGAUGUAGCAGGACCUGGAGGGAGAACACAUCGCAUUUGGGCUAUGAGUGCAGUGACUAUAAUCUUGAUUGCUCUGAUGGCUAUGUAUGUGACCAAAUUAAAUGGAGAAGUUCUGUGGUGAGAAGUCUGAACCUGGUCUGUGACCAGAAAUGGUAUGCAAACAUGAUCUAGCCCUUGUUUAUAUUCGGCAUGCUGCUGGGAGCAAUUACUUUUGCGCUCUUCGGCUCAGUGACAGGUGCUGUGGAAAUUCCUGCCUGCUUCUUCAUGUGCACCUGGUUGAAGAAGGUGGGAAGAAGAAACACCAUGGUCUUCUGCCUCUUGUUAGCCUCGUUCACCUGUGCUGCCUCUGCCUCGUGCUUGACUGUGGGGAGCAGCAACGUGGUGUCCCGAGUGGCAAGCAUCCUCCUCCCUCUCACUGAGCAUUUCACCAAAGUCUAGAUCUUCCUGCCGCAGGUCUUUAUCACUGCCUAG